AUUUUUCAUCAAUUCACGUGGUCCUUUUAUUACCAGUCGUUCCAAUUUGAGCGUCGUGAUUUGCUUACACAUUUCAGCCACUAAAACUUAAAUACAUCUGAGUAACAAAAAUAAUAUUAUGCAGCGUGUGUUUCAGUUGCCUUUCGGUAAAAAGGCUGUUGGGGAAGUAGAAGUUUUCCUGAGAACAAUGAGCAGCGUGGAGCGUCGUUGGAUGAAAAACAUCACAAAGUGCGAAAACAAAGUCCGCAAAUUCAUGAUGAUCGAGGAUCAGUGCCGUGAUCGUCUUAGACGUAACGUGCUUCGGGGCACACAUGCCAAUCUUAAAUACCUGGUUAAUACUGAUCUGAUUACCACCGCGCAGGUUGCUGCUCCCCCGCCGCCCGAAACGUUUCUGCUGUAUGGGAUUCCAUCUAACCAAAUAACAGCUUUUUCUGUGUAUGCCAUUUCACGCCUGUGGGCUGAUCCCGAUCGCGUUGAUUUGCCCCUUUUCACAUUAAUUGCAGAUUUUCAGAGUGCCUGGGCAAUCCUUCCCCCCUCUAAAAAAGCUGCCUAUGGUCAGCUUGCAAAGAUUUUUCGUGAACACGAGGCACACAGCCUCAUUGCAGCGACUGGCGCAGAUACGCAACAUCAGGAAGCGAAGCAAAUUCAAAAAGGAAGGAAGAAGUCUCUUGUCAAUUACCCAAUCCCUCAGAAUACGGUACCAUGCGAUUCUGGCUCCGUUAAUCCAAAGAAUCCUACUGGUGCAAAACUAUCGACUUCUGAAGAAGAUGCCUUUAAGCGUUUUGUGAAGCUAAGUAUGCAACAGAUGCGUGCUGCGUUGGGAGACAAGCAUUUCUUAAUCAAAGAAUGGGAGCCAAUUGCAAGAGUGGAAUGGGCGUCCAAGAGCGUGCGACAGAAGCAAUGUUAUCUGUGACAUUGUUUUUGCAUUCUAACUUUGAAGCCUGAAUGCUUAUGUGCGACGUUUUUUAUACGUGCCGAUGCAGUAA
Phytomonas sp. EM1 is the source of this 986-nucleotide messenger RNA. The record is from the annotation of a GenBank genome assembly. Lineage: Eukaryota; Euglenozoa; Kinetoplastea; Trypanosomatida; Trypanosomatidae.